AUGGUUCAAAAGAGCAGCCCUGAGGAUGAUGACAGGAAGGUCCGAAGGAGAGAAAAAAACCGCGUUGCUGCUCAGAGAAGUCGGAAGAAGCAGACCCAGAAGGCUGACAAGCUCCAUGAGGAAUAUGAGUGCCUGGAGCAGGAAAACACAGUGCUUCGGAGGGAGAUCGGGAAGCUGACGGAGGAGCUGAAGCACCUGAGCGAGGCGCUGAAGGAGCACGAGAAGAUGUGCCCGCUGCUGCUGUGCCCCAUGAACUUCGUGCCGGUGCUGCGGCCGGACCCUGUGGCCGGCUGCCUGCCCCGGUGAAGCGCAGCCAGGAGCCUUGGUCCUUUCCACGCCUGGGAGCAGGGCUCCUCCGCAUCUGUGUACAAGGGGACCCGGGGCCAGGCCUCCUCCAUUGUUUCCUCUUCCUGAAGAGGUCGUCUUCUAUCUCCUCGGGCUGUUUUGCGGAUCAAGGGUCUUGCUUGCCCGUCCUGGCCAUCUCCCCCACAGCCACAUCCAUGUUAGAUGGGGAGGCGCCUUGCCAGGCCUCUUCCUCGGAGCUCUGGGCUGUGUCCCACAGGCACCUGACUCUCAGAGCCUUGAGUGGACCCAGGUCGGGAGACCACCCUCAUGACUCACUUCACUUCCACUAUGGCAGCUACUAGGUUCCGCUGUUACGCAGAAUCGUUUCCUCUGAUGAUGGAAUUUGGAUAAUAAAGAUGG
Molecule: messenger RNA, 705 nt
Organism: Miniopterus natalensis
Lineage: Eukaryota; Metazoa; Chordata; Mammalia; Chiroptera; Miniopteridae
Source: RefSeq, a predicted model, not a curated record